CAGCACUUGCCAGCAUCUCUUCCUCGCUUCACAAUGUCCCUCUCGCACACGGCUGCCGAGUACAUGCUCUCUGACGCUCUGCUCCCGGAUCCCGGCAGUUCCCGAGCCAAGGGCCUGCGCCUGGAGCUGCCGAGCGAUCGCCUGCUGAAGUUUGUCACCGUGGGGCUGCCCCUCUGCCUUGUCUCGCUGGCUUUUGCCCGGGAGUUCUCUGCUGGCUCCCAGAUCAGCUGCUUCUCUCCCACCAACUUCACGGGGAAGCAGUCUGCCUACGCCGACACGGCUUGCUGGGACUCCCUCAUCCACCACGGCUUCGACGCCGAGGGACGUGCUGUCACCAAGUCCCUCUGGGCUCUCAAGGUCUUCCCCUACUCGCUGCUGGUGGUGGCGGUGCUGAUGUACCUGCCGUACCUGCUGUGGCGUUACGCCGCCGCCCCUGCCCUGCACUCCGACCUGCUCUUCAUCAUCGACGAGCUGGAUAAAUCCUACAACCGCUCGGUGCGCCUGGUGCAGCACAUGAGGAAGGUCCAGCUGGCCAGUGAUGAGCCAGAGCGAUUCUGGGAGGAGUAUGAGAGGGCCCGCCAGGAGAGGUAUUUUGAGUUCCCGUUGCUGGAGCGGUACCUGACCUGCAAGCAGCACGCCCACGCCCUUACGUUCAUCUACAUCCUAAGGAACCUGCUGCUGCUCCUGUUCCUGGCUGCCACCUGCCUCUACCUGGUCUUCCUCCACCUCAACAUCUUCUUCCAGGAUGAGUUCAGCUGCUCCAUCAAAACAGGGCUGCUCCAGGCAGAGCCCCACAUCCCCCCACUCAUCCCCUGCAAGUUGGUCUUCUUCUCCAUCUUCCAGCUCAUCAGCCUCUCAGUGGGCAGUGUCUACAUCCUCCUUAUCCCCGUCGUCAUCUACAACGCCCUGCAGCUCUGCCAGUGGGACAAGGGGCUGCUCUCCGUCUACGAGAUGCUGCCUGCCUUCGACCUGCUCAGCCGCAGGAUGCUCACCUGCCCCCUCAACGACCUCAACGUCAUCCUCCUCUUCCUCCGUGCCAACAUCUCCGAGCUGACCUCCUUCGGCCGCCUCAACGCUGUCAGCGCCCUGAGGGAAGCCACGGCCAACAAGGAGGACAUCGACACCGUCAUCGAUUUCAUGACGCUGCUGGCCGGGCUGGAGACCACCAAGCCCAAGCACCAAGCUUGCCCCCCCGAGGGCGAGGGCAGCGCAGCCCUCUCCAACGGCACGGCCCUAGAACCAAAGCCUGGAGUGGAAACGAUGGGAAAAGCCUCUCGGGACUCGCUCGGCUCUGCCUGACCCAGGAGCAGGCAGGGAUCCUGCCAUCCCAGGAUCCACUUCGAUCCAAAUCCUUCUUGCCGGCAUCACUUGAGUGCAUUACCCUGGUUCUAACACAGCUGUGAUGUGGCAGCUGGGCUGAGCCCACCUGCUUUUCCUGCACCUGGGCUUUCCCUUCUUAUGUAUGUUUUUUCAGAAAAAUAGGGUUAAACAAUCAAUAUUUUGUGCAGAACCUCUUGGGUUCUCUUUUUCCAAGCACUGGGUGCCACACUGUGCCUCUUCCACACAAAUUUCCCUGCUGUUACAGCAGGAGGGGGAGGAUGGAGGAAUAAAGGGUACUCCUCUGAAGGAGAGAAAGGAUGCAGGAAUAAAAUGAGCUGGUUUAUUAACUAUUUACUAUUUAUUGUUUAUUAACAGAGGGAGGUGGAAGGCACUCACACACUUCACAGCUCCCUGUCCCAGCCCAGCCUUAGC
Empidonax traillii (willow flycatcher) is the source of this 1752-nucleotide messenger RNA. It is a transcript of the gene PANX3, whose product is annotated as pannexin 3. Lineage: Eukaryota; Metazoa; Chordata; Aves; Passeriformes; Tyrannidae. The transcript is spliced from 5 exons. Bases 34 to 1299 code for a protein of 421 amino acids. The record is from RefSeq and is a predicted model, not a curated record. Gene Ontology annotation, molecular function: channel activity. Gene Ontology annotation, biological process: positive regulation of interleukin-1 production; monoatomic cation transport.